Molecule: messenger RNA, 492 nt
Organism: Drepanopeziza brunnea f. sp. 'multigermtubi' MB_m1
Lineage: Eukaryota; Fungi; Ascomycota; Leotiomycetes; Helotiales; Drepanopezizaceae
Source: RefSeq, a predicted model, not a curated record
AUGGCUGCGAUGCUGCAGCGGACCUACGAAGGCGUAGAUCACGGCGACGGAAGCAGUCUUACAGCAUCGACUACGACUUCUAUGGAGCAAGUUUUCGCCCACUUGGUUUCCCUGGCUCGUUAUCCUAAUAAGAGUCAGACCCGUCUUCACGAAGGCGUGAGGCACAAGAGGGGGAAUUGUGUCACGGGGCGCUAUGGAACGUGGCCAGGCGGCCAGUUUACGGACGAAGGCGGCGUCGCUUACAACGGCUCCCGCGAUUUUAUCCCUUUGGAUUUGAACAUGGACUACACAUUCGAUAGUAUCGCAGCCGGCGAGAGCAUCAUUAUCAGCGUGCCACUGCGGAACAACGGCGCGGCGCCGGCCUUGAUAUGGAGAACGUGUGCCCGCUCGUACUGUACACAGGCGGCAACAUGGUCGACUCGUGGGCGCGCCCUUCUUCACCGCCGCUUUCGUCGCUUUCGACGAGACCCACAACUCUAUCUACCUCGCUAA